GCAGAUCAUGGUUCUCAAGGCAUCAACCAUCAAGGCAACGCCCUUCACUACAUUCCUACUGUUGGUAAUGAUCUUCGUCGUGGUGGUGUUCUUCCAGGCUGCUCCUUCCAGUCAGCCUCACAACAGUAAUGACACUAACGUCUGGAACGAUCACAGUCAACAAACUUUUGCCAGACAAAUGAGAGAGCUGCAAGAGGGCCACCAGAGGACACUGAUGCUACUGAACAAACUCUUCUGUGAGGCCAACUUGGUGCUGCCAUCUGGCGGGUUCUGCCUAGACAAGGAUAAACUCAUUGUUGGUUGGAACUACUACUGGAGUGCCAAGCUGUGUGCUGCCCUGGAGACACUCUUCGGGAGUUCUACCGUGGCUGACCUCGGUGCUGGUCUGGGUCACUAUGGUAGAUGCUUCCUGCGUAACACAGAAGGCAUACUGGUCCACCCCAACACCGAAGAUAUCGAUUAUAUCAACAAAGAAUACCACAACAAAAUGGAAGAGGCCGGGCUUAAUGGAACUUCACAAGUCAUAAAAUCAUGGAACGGUUGGGACGGAGCGGCAAACAUUGAUGAGUUUACCGGAGGGAAGAUAGCAUACGUGGACCUUUCGAGUCCCGUCAACCUCGGAGGUCCUUUUGACUGGGUGAUGAGCCUGGAGGUGGGCGAACACAUCCCUCAGUCAGGAGAGAAGAACUUUUUAGACAACCUCGUUAAACAUGCGUGUGUAGGUGUGGUGUUGUCGUGGGCGGUGCUGGGACAACCGGGACAUGGCCAUGUCAACUGCCACUCCAAUGACUACAUCAGGAAGGAAAUGCUGUCCCGGGGUCUAGUGACAGACAAAGUGGCCGUGAAGUUAAGAGCUAUGGUCGACAUAGCACAUUUUAAGAACACUCUUAUGGUCUUCAGGUAUCCGAAGAAGAGGUGUUGAAUUCCACCUGUUCCUAUGAACAUUCUCCUUUACUCACCUUUUCCUUCUUCCUAUCCCUUCUAUCCUCUGUGUUUAGUGGAACGCACUCGAGGUUUAUCCAACACACUUGAUAUAUACACUGAGAUGUGUAUAUUACAGAUAUUAUUGUUACCUCUUAUCACCCUUCUUCAAUUCAUUAUAAUUUAUAUAUUUACCAGUUAACCUAAAUACUGACAUCGACAAGGAUCUAAAUCUAUAUAACCUACAUCGCAAUCAACAUUUAUCUGGCAGUAACUGUCUUUACAACACAGCAACAGCCGGGUUGUGGUUCGUAAGUCAGUUUGCAUGCGGCCACGGUAACAGCCUGGUUCAUUAGACCCUGAUCCACCACAAGGCCUGGUCUCAGACCAAGCAGCGGGUGCUGCGACCCCUGAAACACACUCCAGGUAUACUCAAGGUAACAGAAGCCAUUACUGUCCACAGCAACGCCAGAAAUAUUACAAUUUUGAAUUACAACAUUAGAUCCCUAAGUAAACACUAUGAUGACCUCCUGGCACUCUUAGGUUCAUUAAAGACAAACCUCUGUGUUUCUCUUAUUAAAACCUUGCUUAAGCAAGACACAAUAAACAUCUACACACUACCAGGAUACACAGCAAUUUACAGCUGCAGGCCAGAACAAAUUGGAGGUAGUUUCACUAUUAUUUUAACGAUCUAUCAUGUUGUAUCACAACUUGUUAGUGGUGAAUAUGGUGAAUAUAUAUUUGCAAAUUUCUCUGUAAAAAAACAUUGACUCCUAUAACAAUUCGUGCCAUGUACAGGAUGCCUCAUACUAAUAUCCCGACUUUGUGACAAACUAGAAACAUUAGUAAACAAAUGAACAAGCGCCAUCUGCUUCUAGCUGGAGACUUCAACAUUAACUUUGACCUAACAGAUGACUAACCAGAGGCGGAGGCGUUGACCCCCCGAAACCCUCUCCAGGUAAAAUCCAGGUGGCCUUUAAAGGCCCGGUGAUCUUUACAGUGGCCCGGUGGCCUGGUGGCUAAAGCUCCCGCUUCACGCACGGAGGGCCCGGGUUAGAUUCCCAGCGGGUGGAAACAUUUCGACACGUUUCCUUACACCUAUUGUCCUGUUCACCUAGCAGCAAAUAGGUACCUGGGUGUUAGUCGACUGGUGUGGGUCGCAUCCUGGGGGACAAGACUAAGGACCCCAAUGGAAAUAAGUUAGUCCUCGAUGACGCACUGACUUUCUUGGGUUAUCCUGGGUGGCUAACCCUCUGGGGUUAAAAAUCCGAACGAAAUCGUAUAACAAAACCAGUAAGGCUAACUGAGAUGCGUGCAACCAUAAUUGACCUUUUAUGGACAAAUAUACUAGUUCCCCCUAAAUUAGGAAUAAUCAGACAACACUAUCCACUACCUUACCUUCCUCCUAACAAACAUUGUAAAUUCUCUUUUCGACUCCAUGAUGAGGCUUCAGUAAGUAACUUCACUGCUCGGUUGACUGGCCUACAGAAUUUUCUAUUGCUGAUGGUAUUACCUGGAGUUUACCUGGAGAGAGUUCCAGGGGUCAACGCCCCCAUAGGAAGACAAUUUCGCAUUGUCCCAUAAGAGCUAAGCAUCACUAAUAAACGACUGAGUUACCCAUGGCUUGCUAACAGCAUUCUAAGAUCCAUCGAUAAGAAAUACCAUUGAAUUUAUUAAACUCACUACGUCAGUCCUCACCAAGCUAGUAUACCUGGAGAGGGUUCUGGGGGUCAUUGCCCCUGUGGCCCAGUCUGUGACCAGGCCUUAUGGUGGCUCAGGGCCUGAUCAACCAGGCUGUUACUGUUGGCUACACGUAACCCAAUGUACGAACCACAGCCUAACUGGUCAGGUACUGACUUUAGGUGCUUGUCCAGAGCCUGCUUGAAGACAGCCAGGAGUCUAUUGGUUAUCCCCCUUAUGUGUGCUGGGAGGCAGUUUAACAAUCUUGGGCCCCUGACACUUAUUGUGUUGUCUCUUAUCAUGCUAGUGACACCCCUGCUUUUCAUUGGGGGGAUGUUGCAUCAUCUGCCGAGUCUUUUGCUUUCAUAGGCAGUGAUUAGUACUAAUCCCUCUAGAAUUUUCCAAGUGUAUAUAAUCAUGUAUCUCUCUCACCUGCAUUCUAGGGAGUACAAGUUAAGGAACCUCAAGCAUUCCCUGUAAUUAAGGUAUUUUAUCACAGUUAUGCAUGCCAUGUAGGUUAUCUGUACAUUUUCUAGGUCAGCAAUUUCACCUGGCUUGAAAGGUGCUGUUAGUGUGCAGCAACAUUCCAACCUAUACAGAACAAACAACCUGAAGUUUCUCAUUAUCCAUCCUGUCAUUUUUCUAGCAGAUACGAUUGAUACAAUGUUGUGGUCUUUGAGAAUGAGAUCCUCUGACAUAAUCAUUCUAUUGUAUGAUUGGAAUUUGUUUUAUACUCACGUUUUCUAUGUCCGAGUAGUUAAAAUUUCUCAUUGUUGAACUUCAUAUUGUUUUCUGCGGCCCAUUUAAAGAUUUGGUUGAUGACCACCUGGUCAUCAACCAAACACCAGUGUAAGAAAGUCUAAGGAACUGUAGGUGGCCCGGUGGCCUGGUGGCUAAAGCUCCCGCUUCACACAUGGAGGGCCGGGUUCGAUUCCCGGCGGGUGGAAACAUUUCGACACGUUUCCUUACACCUAUUGUCCUGUUCACCUAGCAGCAAAUAGGUACCUGGGUGUUAGUCGACUGGUGUGGGUCCGCAUCCUGGGGGA
Messenger RNA from Cherax quadricarinatus, 3647 nucleotides. RefSeq lists its product as uncharacterized. NCBI's taxonomy places the organism in Eukaryota, Metazoa, Arthropoda, Malacostraca, Decapoda, Parastacidae. The record is from RefSeq and is a predicted model, not a curated record.